Molecule: messenger RNA, 1082 nt
Organism: Hippocampus comes (tiger tail seahorse)
Lineage: Eukaryota; Metazoa; Chordata; Actinopteri; Syngnathiformes; Syngnathidae
Product: alpha-2-HS-glycoprotein-like
Exons: 7
Coding region: 92-1006 (304 amino acids)
Biological process (GO): negative regulation of endopeptidase activity
Cellular component (GO): extracellular matrix; extracellular region; blood microparticle
Molecular function (GO): cysteine-type endopeptidase inhibitor activity
Source: RefSeq, a predicted model, not a curated record
GCCGCCUCCUCGUCGGCAGCCAUAAAAGCGCGGCGGUGACUCGCCUGAAUUGUGCCGGCUCCCGUUCCUCCCGGUGGUCGUCUUCAUCGUCAUGGUGGCUCACCUCUUGGCUGUUCUGCUGUGCUGCGCCGCGGCCGUUCCGGGCCUCCUCGGGGCGGCGGUCACGUGCGACGCGGGCGACGUGACGGCGGCGGUCAACUUUGCCGUCCAUCACAUCAACGAGCACCACAAGCACGGCUUCAAGUUCAAGCUGCUGGAGGUCCAGAGCAGCACAUAUGAACAGGGGGAGGGAGGUUGCAGCAUUGACAUCAACAUGAAUCUGAUGCAGAGCCAAUGUCACGUCACCAACCCCAAACCCGAAGACCAAUGUGAAUUCAUGAUGCAGUCCGAGCGGGGCGCAGUCGCCACCUGUAACGCCAAGCUGUAUGUGAUGGGAGUCGAGGCCAGAGUCAUCUCUCACAAUUGCAUCACCAAACCAGAACUCACCAAUGCGGAGAUGAUGGCGGACUGUCCCGACUGCCCGACUUUGUUGCCUCUCAAUGACAUGACGGGCGUCCAGGCGGUCCGGGAGGCCGUGAAAAAGUUCAACCUGGAGAGCAACCACCAGAAUUACUUUGCCCUGAUGGAAAUCUCUCUGCUGACGAGCGGGUACAUUCCGAGCGUCGGCAUGAUCACCUGGCCCAAGUUUGUUCUGGUGGAGACCGUCUGCCCAAAACAUUCCAGGAUCGUGCCUGAGGCCUGCAGCCCUCGCUGCCCGGACCGGGCUCAUCACGUCUUUUGCAAAACCUCCUACUCGCACGGCACCGCACAAGUGGGCGAACUCCAGUGUGAGUUGUAUCUACCGAGGAAUACCGACCCGCUCCCGAUAGGCGUGCAGGAGCCCACGUGCGGGUCGUUCCACGACAGUCCGGAAGGUGCCGCCUGCACGGCGCUGCUGACCACCCACGAGCCGGCCAUCCACCAGAUUUGUCCUUUCCCGCUUGCCGUCCCGUUGCAGCAGGCCUAAAGGCUCGACGACAUCAACGUCAGCGCUCUGCAACUCCGCCGGAAUCAUACAUUAAAAAAAAAAAAAAGGCAUAUGA